This is a messenger RNA of Leucoraja erinaceus (little skate), 1503 nucleotides long. RefSeq names its product phosphatidylinositol glycan anchor biosynthesis, class L (gene pigl). Bases 127 to 885 code for a protein of 252 amino acids. Lineage: Eukaryota; Metazoa; Chordata; Chondrichthyes; Rajiformes; Rajidae. The transcript has 7 exons. Gene Ontology annotation, biological process: GPI anchor biosynthetic process. The record is from RefSeq and is a predicted model, not a curated record. Gene Ontology annotation, cellular component: endoplasmic reticulum. Gene Ontology annotation, molecular function: N-acetylglucosaminylphosphatidylinositol deacetylase activity.
GGUCUAGGUGGGAGAAAAUGGAAGCUGGGUGAAGUGUGAGUGGGUUUAGGCGCCGCCUCUGCUGUGCGGAACUGUUCUUCAGGUCGAUGCGGCAAGCCGGACUAGCGGCCGGCCGGACCGGUUGCUAUGGAGAUGGUGGGCCUAUGUUGCCUGUUGGCUCUGAGUUUACUUUAUUCUCUCUGGAUCCGCUACAUUUACCGGCAGCAGCGCAGCCGUAGCCGCGUGGAGCCGGGCCCGGGCACCUCGGCGCUGCUGGUCAUCGCUCACCCGGACGACGAAUGCAUGUUCUUCGCGCCGGCCUUGCUGCGCCUGGGGGCCCGCCGCCUGCCCGUGCGUCUGCUCUGCCUCUCCACAGGGAACUUCUACAAUCAAGGAGAGGUUCGUAAGAAGGAACUGGUGCAGAGCUGUGCUGUCCUGGGGAUCCCAUCUUCCUACGUAACCAUCUUGGAUCACAGAGAUCUUCCAGACCAUCCCAGAGUACGAUGGGACCCAGAUCUUAUUGCUCUGCUUAUCCUCGACUACAUGACAAUGCAUCAUAUCAACCUGGUAAUGACGUUUGAUAAAAAUGGAGUGAGUGGUCAUGCCAACCAUGCUGCUGUUUACUAUGCUGUCAGGAAACUUUGGUCAGAAAGGAAACUGCCCAAUGACUGCCAGGCUCUUGUACUUGAAUCUACAAACGUUCUCCGGAAGUAUAUCUCCAUCUUGGAUCUUCCUAUUAGCUGGCUGAGGCCCCACCACGUAAUGUAUAUAUUGCAAAAUCACGAGUAUCAACAGGCCAAGGCAGCAAUGUACUGUCAUCAGAGCCAGCUGCUGUGGUUCCGGCACCUCUACCUGUACCUCUCUCGCUACAUGGUUAUAAACACUUUCCACCUACUGUCUGACUGAGGAUCCAUUCAUUCUUCCAACUGCAGACAUCGCAUUUUCAAGGAUAACAUUUUCUCAAAAUCUGGUUAAAGGAAUUGUCAAAAUAUACAAAUAACCUUUUGAUGGAAUUACGUAAAAAAUAGAAGAUGACAACAGAGAAUUGAGCAGCAUCAUCUGCAGUUGUGUUCUUCAUUCUGCACGGUGGCGCAGCGGUAAAGUUGCUGCCUUGUGGCGCCAGAGACCCGGGUUCAAUACUGACUACGGGUGCUGUCUGUACGGAGUUUGUAUGUUCUCCCCGUGACCGCGUGGGUUUUCUCCGAGUGUUCCCACACUCGAAAGGUAUACAUGUUUGUAGGUAAAUUGACUUUUUUUUAAUAUAUAUUAUUGGAAGCAAUUGUACAAAAGGUGUGACAAUUUUACAGCUCUGGCACAGCUCCAUUUUUAACAUUUUUCACACAGAACAUUAAAUUAAAAAGAGAAGAAAGAGAAAAAGGAAAGAAAGAAGAAAAAAGAGGAGAUAUAUCUGUCGACCCACCCAUGCGCCCACUCACCCAGACCUACAAUCAGUUUCGAAUUUGUGUUCAACCAUUGUGUUGCUCAAGAAAUUCAAUAAAAGGAGACCAUAUUUUUUUAAUUGUU